This is a messenger RNA of Closterium sp. NIES-65, 3165 nucleotides long. The record is from the annotation of a GenBank genome assembly. NCBI's taxonomy places the organism in Eukaryota, Viridiplantae, Streptophyta, Zygnematophyceae, Desmidiales, Closteriaceae.
AUGAAGCGGGGAAGAGAAGACGAAGAGAGUUCGCGACAUGAUGAAGAUGACGGGAAGAAUGGGGGGAGUGGUGGAGAAGGCGAGGAGAAGAAGGAAGCAAGAAGCAGGGGAGAUGAGGGUGACGGUGGUGGGGAGCCCGCGGGGGACCAUGUUAAGACGGCAUCGUCUCAGGCUGGGGUAGAAAGGGGGAAACGGGAGAGUGGAACAAGCGACCAAGAGAAGGUUAGGGAAAAGGAGGAGGAGAGAGAGGAGGAUGAGGAUGAGGAGGACUGUGUUAAGAUCGAAGAAGAUAAUGACGAGGAUGUUAAGAUAGAGGAGGAGAAGGAGGAGUGUAUUGAUCUUUUGGACGAAGAGGAGGAUGAUGGCGGUGACGAUAACGAGGCGGCUGAAAUCGAGGAUGUUUCGGAGGAGGAAGGACCAAGGAAGGUGAUGAAGCUGAGCGAAGCUGCGAGGAAAUCGCGGAAGCGUGACGUGGCGGAACGGGCGGGGGGCGGGGAGGAGGGUGCAGAGGACGGGAAGGGGGAGGGACUGGCGAAGAAAAAAAGAAGGAAAUUGGGGAACGGGAAAGUGGGUGAUAUGGAGAGGAGAGAAGGGGGGAAGGGCAGCGAGGUUCCAAAAGACGGGGGCGACGGGGGUAUGCAUGAGGGAGACGGGAACGAGGAAAGACAGGAGGAGAAGGAGCGGAGAGAGGAGAGCAGUGAUGGUAGAGAACCGAGAAGAACCGAGAAGGAUGGGAAGGGGGAACGUAAUCAGGUAACGGUUAGUAGAGAUGGUGAAGGGGGAGGUGGAGGAGGAGGAGAUGAGGAGGGGGACGACGGAGCUAGGACGCGUGGGGAGCAGGGGGGGCAGGGGGAGCAAGGGGAGCAAGGGGAGCAAGGGGAGCAAGGGGAGAAGGGGGGAAAUGGAGAGAAGGGGGACCAGGACGAGGGACGGGAGGGGGAGCAACGACAGGAAGAGAAGGAAGAGAAGGAGGAGAUGGGAGAGAAAAAAGGGGAGCAGACGGGGGAGCAGAAGGGGGAACAGACGGGAAGCAUGGUAACCCGCAAAAAAGACAUAUCAUACGUUCUUAUUGACUUAAAGCCACGAGAGCAGACUAAGAAGACAGGGGGGAGCAGGGAUAGCAAGGGGGGAAGCGCGGGGGAGAACGGUGGGGGAGGGGGAAGCGGCGGUGCGGGAACGCCUGGGAAGGAGGAGGACGGGGGGAGUGACGAGCAGACGAAAAAAGUAGGGGCGGGUGGGGAGGCUGAUGGGGCAGGUGAAAAAGCAGCUGUGGGGGGGGCAGCGCGGACGGCAGAAGGGGGGAAGAAGCGGAAAGGCCUCCCCCCACGCUCUAGGAAAACGGGCAAGAAGGGGGGAGGGAGAGGGGGGGCGCAUGGGGGGGCCAAGGGGGGGCUGGCUGGUGCAGGGGCAGCUGGGGGAGGGCCUAUAACGGGGAUGGGGGACAAGAGGAAGGAGGCGGAUCUGGUGAAGGUGGUACCUGCGCCCAAGGGGUUGGAGAUCGAAGAUGGGCCUGAUAAGCCGGUUGUCUUAUCACGAGUGUUCCGGGCGGCACAGAUCCAGUUGAGUGAGGAUCGAUUAUCGGCGACGAGUAGCAAGGGCUAUCGCAUGGUUCUAGCAACAAGGGGAGUGCUGGAAGGCGCGUGGUCACUCACUUCCCCACACUCCCCUCACUCCCUCCCUCCCCUCCUUCCCUUACUCCGUCUGCAGUUGAGUGAGGACCGAUUAUCAGCAACGAGCAGCAAGGGUUAUCGCACGGUGCUAGCAACCAGAGGGGUAAUGGAGGGCGCGUGGUAUUUCGAGAUCCACAUGCUGCAUCUGGGGCAGUCAGGGCACGCCCGCAUAGGCUGGGCCACACAGCGCGCCGACAUGCAGACUCCAGUGGGGUUUGACACGUGGGGGUUUGGGUUCCGGGAUGUGGAUGGGAGCGUGGUGCAUCAGGCAGUUAGGAGGGCGUAUGCUGGAGGAUCGCUGGAUUUUCCUCCGCUGCCUCCUUCCAGUGCUACUGUCACUGCUGCUGCUUCUGCUGCGGCUGCUGCUACUGCUGCUGCUGCUACUGCUGCUGCCGCCACUGCUGCUGCGCCGGCUGCUGCUGCCGCUGCCGGUGGUGACAUGGAAAAUGCACCUGACAGGAAAGAUCCACCUGAAAAUGCAUCUGCACACCCUGAAACCACUCACAACCGUUCCCAACCCCACCCUGCGGGAGACAUAAGCAAGCGGGCGCCGGGGUACGUGGAGGGCGACGUGAUUGGCUGCUACAUCAGCCUGCCAGGUGGCGCCAGGCUGGCACCCAAGCCGCGGCCACUGGUGACGUGGAAGGGGCAACCGUGCUACGUGGAGAGCGAGGAGAGUGCAAAAGGAGGGCCCCCUGUGCCUGGCACGGCGUUUAAAGACAUUCCAGCGGGCAGAUACUUCCCGGCAGCUUCCCUCUUCACGCUGCCCGACCAAUCAGAGGGCGCCACCGUGCGCUUCAACUUCGGGCCGAAUUUCUCACACCUGCCCGCGGACUGGGGCAGCCGGCCUGUGCCUGGAGCUUUUUCGGGUGCCCCACACAUUCCUGCUUCGGAAUAUGAAGCUGAUCUUGGGGAUGAGGGGGAGGGGAAGGAGAGCAAGGAUGGGGAGGGUAAAGAAUGGAAGGAUGGGGAGGGGAAAUAUGUGGAGGGGAAGGAAGGUAGACAAGUAAAGGAGGAGGAGGAGGAGGAGGAGGAGGAGGAGGAGGAGGAGGAGGAGGAGGAGGAGGAGGAGGAGGAGGAGGAGGAGGAGGAGGAGGAGGAGGAGGAGGAGGAGGAGGAGGAGGAGGAGGAGGGUCGGAGCAAAGGGGGGGAAAUCGUAAAGGAUGAGAAAGAGGAGGAUGAAGGUAAAGAGGGAGGAGAGACCAAGGAUGGAAAGCUAGAGGGUGGAGAGGAGGGAGAGCGGAAGGAGGAUGCGAGGAAUUGUGAGAUGGAUGAGGAAGAGGGGAAGGAGGUGAAGAAAGAGAGGGAGGACAAAGACAAGGAAAUGAAAGGUGAGGAGGAUGGUGUGGGUGAUAAAGAGGGGAACGCCAACGAGAAGGGUGGGUUACAAGAGGACGAGAGGGAGGGAGAAGCGGGGAGUGCACAUAUUACUGAGGGGGGAGAAGCGGAUGGAACUAGGAAUGCGGAUGGAGAGGGAGGUGAAAAUAAUUCGUGA